This is a messenger RNA of Lucilia sericata (common green bottle fly), 1864 nucleotides long. RefSeq names its product terminal uridylyltransferase Tailor (gene Tailor). Lineage: Eukaryota; Metazoa; Arthropoda; Insecta; Diptera; Calliphoridae. The record is from RefSeq and is a predicted model, not a curated record. Bases 135 to 1670 code for a protein of 511 amino acids. Gene Ontology annotation, biological process: mitochondrial mRNA polyadenylation; mRNA 3'-end processing. Gene Ontology annotation, molecular function: poly(A) RNA polymerase activity. The transcript is spliced from 6 exons.
GUAAUCGGUAUUCAUAUUUUAUUAUCAUCAAAAAGAAGAAGAAGAAGUUGUAUAAACAACAAAGUUUCGUGAAUUACCUGAAAAUUUAACAAAAGUUAAUUUUUAUUCGGCGUUUGGCAGAAAACUACAACAAGAUGGACAAGAUAAAACCACAAAAAUACAUGAAUCCCAUAACAUUCGAGGCAGAGAUGUUUGUGAACAAUUUGGAGUCUUUGUCCAAGACAUAUCAUCAAUAUGAUGCCGUAUUAAUAAGUUCAUUGGAAAAGGUAAUGACUGCUAUUGAGACAUUUUUGGACUCAAAUCCAAGUGAAAUCUUGGCUACUGAAAAUACAAAACUGGUGGCUUGCAAUAACCUCAAUAACAUUAAGAGAAUUUACCAUUGUUCAAACUGUAAAACCGAUUUGGGUAAAUCUGUAGAGAAAGUAACUUUACAUUUGAUUGAUCAGUGUGUUGCUCAUGGCGGUGGUGAUAAAACGGCUGCAGUUGCUGCCGGUAUCAGCCGUCAAACUAGUGAAACGAAUUCUGCCAAAGAGUGUAAAGAACGUGAGCGCAAAAAAACUAAAGGGGAAGUGCGCAAGGAGAUGAUGCAGAAAAAGCAAGAGCAACGUUUGGAUCAGACGGUUAAAUUAACUAAAAAAACCCGUUCUCUAUUGACCACCGAUUUUAAUCAAUUCUUCGUGGACCAUGUUAAAAUUGGCAGCAAACUUAAAUUUAUACCCGACUAUGAUGUUAUUGAAAGUGAUUUAUUGUCUCUUAUAAAGCCCCUGUUUCCAAAUGAUAAUGUUAAAAUUUAUAAAUUUGGUUCUCGAUUAGCUGGCAUUGGCACUCGCGAAUCAGAUUUAGAUUUAUUUAUUGACAUUGGUGACACUUUCAAUGUAUUUCAAAAUCGUGCUGAUAAGGAAACUCUCGCUAAGCUUCAGAAAGUUGGUACUUCUUUAAUGAAUCAUCGCAAAUCCUGGAAGAGUAUAGUGCAGAUCGAUAAGGCUCGUGUUCCUAUUAUAAAAAUAAUACAUGCACGUACCGGUAUUGAAUGUGAUAUUAAUUUUUCUAAUAGUUUGGGUACAAUUAAUACCAAAUUUCUAGAGUUUAUUUUCAAUUUGCAACCAAUUGCUCGUUUAUUGUGUAUUUUUAUGAAAAAAUGGCUUAAUCGUACAAGUCUCUAUACUGAAAUCAGUACAUAUUCUGUAAUUUUAAUGGUAAUAUUUUAUUUACAAACUGAGAAGGCUCUACCGUCGGUUGAGAAAUUUCAAGCAAACAUUAAUCAAGAAAAGGCCUUAACUGUUGGUCCUUGGUUAUGCUCAUAUGCCACCUUGACUUUAAAUGAUCUCAAUAUAAAACUAGAGGAUGUGGGUCAACCAAAUUUGCUGAAAUUUAUUAGAGGUUUCUUUAUGUUUUAUACAAGUUAUGAUUUUGAUCAAAAUGUUGUAUGUCCAUAUUUGGGUAAAACUAUUAAAAAGGCCGAAGUUAAUACGCAUAUGCCAAGCAGAUAUACUGACUAUGUUAAAAGCUCACCCGAUUAUGCUUUACAACUGGACAAAACAAUUGUUGUACAAGAUCCCAUACAACUAAAUCAUAAUGUAACCAAAGGUUUGUCAGCCUUUACUCUUCAACUUUUCAAAACUUUAAUGGUAAAAUCUUUGGAUGUUAUAAAUGAAACAUUUUUAUUUUAGAAUAAUAAAAAACGCUACGUAUUGAGUAAUUUUAAUAUCUAAUUAUAUUUUUUUUAGUUAUAUUAUUGUAAUGUUCUUUUUUUUAAGUUAAUCAUAAAACGCUAAUCAAGCGAUAUUUUUGUAUUCAUUUCAUUAGUUCACCUUAAUGUUUUCUUUAAAUAAUUCGGACAAAUAAAUAUCAAUUUUAGAUUUUA